Messenger RNA from Olea europaea var. sylvestris, 2171 nucleotides. Its product is annotated as DELLA protein RGL2-like. The transcript is spliced from 2 exons. Gene Ontology annotation, cellular component: nucleus. The coding region runs from base 1 to 2166 and encodes 721 amino acids. Gene Ontology annotation, molecular function: DNA-binding transcription factor activity; sequence-specific DNA binding. The record is from RefSeq and is a predicted model, not a curated record. Lineage: Eukaryota; Viridiplantae; Streptophyta; Magnoliopsida; Lamiales; Oleaceae. Gene Ontology annotation, biological process: regulation of DNA-templated transcription.
AUGGGGAGUCUCAAUACUGAGACUGGUAACAGCAUAAAGACUGAGAUGGGCAACCUGAAAGUUUCAGUUGGGAGUCUAAAGAGUGACAAAUCUUACACCACACAAGAACCCAUAUCACCAAAUGAGUCUGUUUCCGAGUUAAAGAAGAAUUCUUCAUUAUCUGACUUUGAAACUCCCAGUUGCUUGACACAAACUAGUCUAAAUAGUUUAACCCCAGCAACAAGCCUAACUAGUUUGACCCCAGGAACAAGCUUAACCAGCUUGACUCCAACAAGUUUGAGUAUUCCAGAACUCAAAUUUGAAGUGGAUGGAGAUGUUGAAAUUCAAUCCCCCGAUUUUUCAAUGUGGGACUCUAUUUUCUCAGAUCAAUUGGAAGGUGAUUUCAUGAUUUCCUCUCCAGUGAGGAACAUAAACUCACCACAGGCAACCAAAUUUCACAACGUUAAUUCCAACUAUGCUCAUGCAAUACACGGUUCGAGUCUUAUGGGGUGGUCUCCUCCACGCGUACCAUCUCCUCUCGGACCUCAAAGCGCCAGUUUGCAGAAAGGCAAGGGACUGAGCCCUCUUCACAGGGUUUUUAACUCUCCAAACAACCAAUUCAUGCAGGUGGAGAACUUUUCACUGCCUGCUCUAGAGAGCCUAUUAGAAGAUAAUAUCUAUGAAAAGGAUGAUGACUUCGUUGUAUUCUCCCCUAUGAAGAUUACCGAAGGAGAAACUUCUUCUGAUUGUUUUGAUGCACUUACAAGCGUUCCAGAAUUGUUAGACUGCUUAACACUGCCAAACUCGACUAGAUUUUGUGGAUCUGUAGUGAACGACACAACUGUCCAUGGAUGCAAUGACAUUUAUCAGGCAGGAUCUAUUCCACCUGUACAAUUAUCACAACAAUUACGAGAGGAAAGGCAGCACGAAGAGCAUCAGCGACAGCAGCAAGAACAUGCACUGCCAUCGCAGAGAACUCAAAGACAACUGCAUCAGCAACAGCAACAAAAUCAACUGCAAAAUUUACACAACUUUGUAGUGCCUAUUUCUAUUGGACCUGAGCAGGAACAGGACAGUGGGCUACAACUUGUGCAUCUACUUCUUGCUUGUGCCGAAGCAGUAUCCAAGGAGGAGUAUAUGUUAGCUAGGAGGUAUCUCCACAUUCUGAACCGAGUGGUUUCGCCCCUCGGUGACUCCAUGCAACGCGUUGCAGCUUGCUUCACCGAAGCCUUAAGUGGAAGACUCGCAUCAAUCCUAACAAAUAAACCUAGCACCUCCAAUCCAAAACCCUUCAACCCUUUUCCCCCCAACUCAGUAGAAAUCCUCAAGAUUUAUCAGAUUCUGUAUCAAGCCUGUCCCUACAUUAAAUUUGCCCAUUUCACUGCAAAUCAAGCAAUAUUUGAAGCAUUUGAGGCUGAAGAGCGUGUCCAUGUCAUCGAUCUCGAUAUCCUUCAGGGGUACCAAUGGCCUGCCUUCAUUCAAGCCCUAGCUGCCAGGCCCGGCGGUGCCCCGUUUCUCCGUAUCACUGGAGUUGGACACGACCCCGAGGCAGUGAGAGAAACCGGUAGAUGUUUAACCGAACUAGCUCACUCCCUUCACGUUCCAUUUGAAUUCCAUCCUGUUGGUGAGCAACUUGAAGACCUAAGACCACACAUGUUCAACAGAAGGGUUGGAGAAGCUCUGGCUGUUAACUCAGUUAACCGGCUCCAUCGCGUUCCCGGCCAUGCUCUUGGAAAUCUUUUAGCCUUGAUCAGAGAUCAAGCACCAAAUAUAGUCACCAUAGUUGAACAAGAAGCAAGCCACAACGGGCCUUACUUCUUAGGCCGAUUCCUAGAGGCGUUGCACUGUUAUUCGGCAAUAUUUGACUCAUUGGAUGCAACCUUCCCACCGGAUUCCUUGCAGAGGGCGAAGGUGGAGCAACACAUAUUCGCGCCAGAGAUUUGGAACAUUGUGGCAUGUGAGGGUCCAGAGAGAGUAAUGAGGCAUGAAAGGCUCGAAAAAUGGAGGAAACUGAUGGAAGGAAAGGGAUUCGAAGGGGUACCACUGAGUGAAAAUGCAGUGACUCAAUCAAAAAUACUAUUGGGAUUGUAUUCUUGUGAUGGAUAUAGAUUAACAGAAGACAAGGGUUCCUUGCUCUUGGGUUGGCAGGAUAGAGCUAUUCUGGCUGCUUCUGCAUGGAGAUGCUAAUUCAU